Ooceraea biroi (clonal raider ant) is the source of this 4630-nucleotide messenger RNA. It is a transcript of the gene pip, whose product is annotated as heparan sulfate 2-O-sulfotransferase pipe. NCBI's taxonomy places the organism in Eukaryota, Metazoa, Arthropoda, Insecta, Hymenoptera, Formicidae. Gene Ontology annotation, molecular function: sulfotransferase activity. The record is from RefSeq and is a predicted model, not a curated record. Gene Ontology annotation, cellular component: membrane.
GCGUGUCGUCCCCGUCAGUCGUUUCGCGUCCUCCUCACCGGGAGUCGAAACGAGUACGAGUCGAAGCAAGGAAAAGCGCGGCAGUCGCGUGUCGGCCAGCGGACCGAUCGGUGUGUGGAGAUCCGGACGCGCGCGCGCGUAUCCGAUUUCGUGAAUGCGGAGAACCCAGAGUGAUCGACAGACUGAUGAUCGAUGACUGAGAAAUUCCGCGGAAACGGCCGCCGCACGCGCACAUCCACGCCACCCGCAGCCACGUGCGACCCGCGACCCGAUCGCGGUGAGAUCGCGCUCUUGUAAGGCCCACGCACCACAGGGGGUCGAUCGGCUUAUUGACUCGUCGACGGUCGAUGGGAUCACUCGUUCGCGAGAAGGAAAUUUCUGAAAAAAAUUCGGAGGAUGAUAUUUGUAGCCGGACAUCGGCAGUCUGGGAAUUGGGACUGAUAAAACUGAUAACGCGCGGAUAAUCUUGGUGACCGUCCGAUUGAGUGAUCCGACGAACGGACUUUAUGAGUGACCAAGGUCACCGCAGUUUGGUAGCCGCGAUUCCGCCGAAAGACGCGAGCGGCCGGUGACAAUGCGGUCCUCGUGAUCAUCAUCAUCAUCAUCCCUCCAUGGAUCGCACGUGACCGGGCGCGCGCUCACUGGGACCGAUUGUCUGAUCGUCGUCGAGAAGAAUCCCGCAGAGGGUAGCGGACCAAGGUCCGAUCAAGGCUCGAUCGAGACCCGAGAAGGGUCAGGUGCGACAGGAUGCUGAAAGAGAACAUGUGGCGACAGAGGCGAGUGCCCGUUCCCAAGAGAACGAUCGAGCUGAUCGCCUUGAUAGCGAUCUCCAGUUCGCUCUUUCUCUUCCUACACACGAGGGACCUGCAUUCGCGUCUGAAGAAGAUGGAAGUGCGUCUUCAGCCCGGAGAAGACGACGCGCUCUCGGCGAAUCAGCUUUCGUUUGAAGGUGUUCAGACGGACUCCAAUCCGAGCGGCAUCGUCCAUUACUCGAACCUGCAGCGUGCUAUUACGGAGAAGUAUGAGGAGGUGCUUGAUAUCGACGCCCUGAACAACACGAGGAGGGCCGAUCGGGAGGUGCUGUUCUUCAAUCGCGUGCCGAAGGUCGGCUCGCAGACGUUCAUGGAGCUGCUGCGGAGGCUGUCGAUAAGGAACGCGUUUUCGUUCAACAGGGACCGUGUGCAGCGCGUGGAGACGAUACGUCUCGCACCGAUCGAACAGCUGCACCUCGCCAGGAUGGUCAGCAGCUACUCGGAGCCGUCCGUCUACGUGAAGCACGUCUGCUUCACCAAUUUCACAGAGUUCCACCUGCCAGAGCCUAUCUACAUCAACAUCGUCCGCGAUCCCAUCGAGAGAGUCAUAUCCUGGUACUACUACGUGCGAGCGCCCUGGUACUACGUGGAAAGGAAACAGAUCUUCCCGGAUCUGCCACUGCCCGAUCCCAACUGGCUUAAGAAAGACUUUGAAUCGUGCGUUCUCAAGGGUGACCGAGAGUGCAGGUACUUACAGGGUGAAAUACACGAGGGCAUCGGCGAUCAUCGCAGGCAGACGCUCUUCUUCUGCGGCCACAGCGAGAAAUGCACUCCCUUCAAUACCGUGGGCGCCCUGGAGCGAGCUAAGCUGGCAGUGGAGAAGCACUAUGCAGUGGUGGGCGUUCUAGAAGACAUGAACACGACGCUCACGGUGCUGGAAAACUACAUCCCGCGAUUCUUCCGGGGAGCCACCGACGUUUACUAUGACCAGGUGAACUCGUUUAUGAGGAUCAAUCGGAACUUCUUCAAGCCGCCGGUCAGCGAAGAGGUGAAGAAUCUGGUACGCAACAAUUUCACCCGCGAAGUCGAGUUCUAUCAGUUUUGCAAGCAACGACUCUACAGGCAAUACAGAGCCCUCAAGUUAGGCUCUGCCGCCCCAUAGUUUUCAGCAGCAGUCCCUGCAGAAGAGGAUACCUUCGGUCCAUUAUCACGCGCGAGCGUGUUUAUCGAAGCGUAGGUGCGCGUGCCUCACGAAAGACAUUACGAAGAGAUACGUAUUUUGAUACGCGGUUUAAUUAGUAUUAAUGAAAUGAUAAAUUUACGGAGAAUAGCUGUUAAAAAGAUUAUAUGAUCCCACCAUAAUGACGGCGAAAGUCCCUUCGUUGAACGUUGGCGGAAACGCGAUGUUGAACAGAAGGAGAGAACGAUUGCAGUUUCCGCACGAUCGCCGCACGAUAAUCCAGUUUGAUGCAUUUGGGAAAAAUCUCGGAGGACAUACGUAGCUAGGACUAAUCAAAAGAACUAUAAAAUUAUUGUUGUAACAUACGCAAUAAUAUGUUUCAUGACGUGACAGACAAAGAGGAGGGCGAUCUGUUCGACAAUAAUCGUAACGUCCAAUUAGCGUGGAAUUUUCGUAGACUUUUUACGACGAGCGAAAAAACGAAACCUCGCCGCAUUGCUGAGAUGCAUUUGCCGUGUAUAUUUAAAGAGAAGAAACACAACUUGUGCAUUUAGCGAGAUGCGUGUGGAAGUGAAGAGGUGUUCACCGCGUUACAUCAAGCUUAUCGUCCACGCGCACGGAUGCAACGCGUGGUCCAGAAUUAGAGAUGCUCUCGAGACGAGCGCGGGACGGCGCUCCCCCGCGAUCGGACGUCACGUCGCUAUUUUUUGACAUCCGAUCGGCGCACGAUUUGUAUGCAUGAUCGCGAUUCACGGGAUGUUUCGCGACGACGCGACGCUCGCGAAGGAAAAACGUACAGAAUGACGGUAGCGCUUUGCAGGCAGGAAGAAACGUGAAAUGCAUGUUUGUACCUUCAUCGACCAUUGGUCGUUCGAAAUAAAACAGUGUCAUCUCGAAAAAAGUGGAACAUCAGCUCCAAUUAUCUCUGCAUCGAGUCGAUAUCAAGUAACGGAUCGUUGCACUUGAUCACCGAUCAAGUCAGUAUAUAAUCAGCCUACUGUAUAAUCAGAUCUACAUAAUCUGAUCCCGUUGACGAUAAACGAUUCACGGUACGAGUGAGCUACUGAGUAGACAUUGCGUCAAAAGUCUGUCUAUGUGGGCCGUUGAUUACCGCGUGAACGAGGCGUGAACGUGCCAAAUCGCAGCCCCAACCGCCGGCGUUCGGUGUUCACCAGAAGCCUCUGCAGUAUAACGUUACUUUUAUUUUGGGAAUCUCUCUCUAAAACGAGACGCGCAUAAACAAGCAUCACGCGACGUUUGCGCAUAAGUUUUACUUGACAAUUCUACCCGGCAUUUAUACCAUUCAGACGGAUAGAUCAGACGGAUCAACCGUUCAGCACAAUUUCCACAUCUUGUCCGCGAAAGGUCCAUGUGACGAAAGGGAAUGCAUGAAUUCGAUUGAAAUUGCACUUGCAGCAGAUAUCGUAUGCCUUUAUUGAGUCGAGUAUUGGGUCACAAACAUAUAAAAUCGGAUUGGCUGUCGAUCAACGCAUCGCACACUCGUGCUGUUACAUCACACCACACUCAUCAACGUCUCACCCUUGUCUCUUCUAACGCAACGUGGAACGGACAAUACUUACGUGUUCGUCACAUGUUGCGGAAGACUCUUGCCUUGCGCGGCUCGACUUACCCCCUGCGUACGUCUACAUAGAAAAAUAUACCAUGAUCCAAACUUACAACGCUAAUCGACGCUCGUCUCGGACGUGGAAACGUAAUUCUCCGAACACCCAAAUAAUUAGCCAGAUCUUUUCAGCAAGUGCAGUUCCCGUAAGUGCAGUUUAACUCGGAUGAGUGGAUUCAGAAACGUACGGCUGAGACGGAUGAUGCAUGGACGGUACCGACGUAUCGUUUCGUAACAGCGGAAACAUCCGGAUCUUCCGAUUAUUUUCUUCCGCGUUCGAGACCAGCGUCUUUUGUAAAGAUACGAAAUAAUUAUUAGGAUGGCGUACAGAGAUUGUACGAACGAAUAUUAGCGAAUAAUUCUACGAACAUUUCGGCCACACACCAAUCUCCAGAGUACACACACACACACACACACACACACACACUCUUUCUCUCUCUCCCUCUCUCUCUAGGCUUUUGCUGCUAAAAUUUAUUUUAUUGUACUGUAAACCACCUCCUCGAUCACAUGUGCGUCACGAUCGUUGAAUCGCUACUCUCUAGCGAUUCUAAUCUCACGAGCAGAACAGUUUGCUUCGCUCUUCAAAGAUCGACACAAGCCUUCAUCAAUGUUAAAAUGUAGGCCGUUUGAAGUAUCAAGUCAAAAAAUUAGUAAUUAAAAAUUAAUAGUCGUUGGUUGAAGAUUGUUAUAUAAUUGGCCGUGCGUUAACAACCAAUUGUGGAAGAACGGCAUUAAUCAACAUGAUUCUAUUGUAUGCAUAUCGAACAUAUCGUUUGCUUCUGCAGAAUAUUUUAAUAUAUACAAAACAUGCGAUACAGAGCAGCGAAUUCAUCAACCCGAGAUUUGGAGGAAGAAGAGCGGAGUCGCACGUACGAAUGUACAACGUACUCUUCUGCUUCCAAGUCGUGAAAAAAACGCUUGCUCUCGACUACGAGAAGUACUAUAUAUCUUGGAUUGACACGAAGGAAAAGAUGAUGACGAUUAUCUUUUCGCUCACGCAUCAAUACCCGUCGAUUUUUAUCCCUCGUAAAACAAUUUAAAAAAGAAAAACAAAAUAAAAGAACUCGGUUAAGGUGC